AUGUGGUGGCUGCCGCCUUGCUUCCACGGCGGCGGCGCGGCCAAGGGAGAAGGCAGAGACCACUUCGACCCCGUCCCCGUGUCCCCGGCCGGGGCCUCGGCGCGGUCCAUGAGCACGGCCACGUCGUCCACCAUCACCGCCCCGUCCGGCUCCGACCUCACCGGCUCCAUCAACGCCUCCGACCUGAGCGCCGACUCCAUCCAGCGCCCGCAGCAGUACCCGAGCUUCGCCGACAGGCCCGCCAACCUCCGGGUCUUCACCUACGCCGAGCUGCGGGCCGCCACCCGCAACCUCAGCCGCUCGCUCAUGCUCGGCGAGGGCGGCUUCGGCUGCGUCUACCGGGGCGCCAUCAAGGUCGACGCCGGCGCCGGAGACGAGACGCCUCCCCCGAUGGAGGUCGCCGUCAAGCACCUCAACCGGAACGGGCUUCAGGCAAGAUACUGCAUACAGAUAUAUACUCCACCAACCACAUAUUCACAUUGCUCUCUGGUGGCUCUGUCGGCCAGUAAAAUUAAUGGCGAAUUUGAUGAUCUUGAUCAGGGGCACAAGGAGUGGCUGACGGAGGUGAACGUCCUGGGCAUCGUGGACCAUCCCAAUCUGGUGAAGCUGGUGGGCUACUGCGCCGACGACGACGAGCGAGGGGCGCAGAGGCUUCUGGUGUACGAGUACAUGCCGAACCGGAGCGUGGACGAUCACCUGUCGGGCAGAGCGAUCGGGACGACCCUGUCGUGGCCUAUGCGGCUCAGGGUGGCUCUCGACGCCGCCAAGGGGCUCAAGUACCUGCACGAAGACAUGGAUUUCCAGAUAAUUUUCCGGGACCUGAAGACGUCAAACAUUCUGCUGGAUGAAGACUGGAACGCCAAGCUGUCAGACUUCGGCAUGGCUAGGGAAGGCCCGACGGAGGGCCUCACGCACGUCUCCACAGCGGUGGUUGGCACCCUGGGGUACGCGGCACCGGAGUACAUCCAGACGGGGCGGCUGAACGCCAAGAGCGACAUCUGGAGCUACGGGGUGCUGCUCUACGAGCUCAUCACGGGGCGCCGGCCCAUCGACGGGGAGCGGCCGAGGGGCGAGCAGAAGCUGCUGGACUGGGUGAAGCCCUACAUCUCCGACACCAACAGGCUGAGGCUGAUCGUGGACCCCAAGCUGGAGGGGCGGUACAGCAUCAAGUCGGUGGCCAAGCUGGUCACCGUGGCCAACCGCUGCCUUGCCAGGCUGCCCAAGGCGCGCCCCAGGAUGGGGGAGGUGCUGGACAUGGUGCAGAAGGCCGUCGACGUCGACGGCGUCGGCGCCGGCGCCGGCGCUCCUCCGCUGCACCACUACAGCAACGGCGGCAGCAGGGAGGAGGGAGGCAGCUCCAAGCUGAAGCAGGAGGGCAAGAAAGGGUUUCAUGGUCAGUGGCGAGGUGGAAGAGGGAAAGGGCCCCUCAUGUGCUGA
This is a messenger RNA of Triticum turgidum subsp. durum (durum wheat), 1437 nucleotides long. Lineage: Eukaryota; Viridiplantae; Streptophyta; Magnoliopsida; Poales; Poaceae. The record is from the annotation of a GenBank genome assembly.